Messenger RNA from Glycine soja, 1206 nucleotides. RefSeq names its product NAC domain-containing protein 2-like. The transcript is spliced from 3 exons. Gene Ontology annotation, biological process: regulation of DNA-templated transcription. Bases 97 to 903 code for a protein of 268 amino acids. The record is from RefSeq and is a predicted model, not a curated record. Lineage: Eukaryota; Viridiplantae; Streptophyta; Magnoliopsida; Fabales; Fabaceae. Gene Ontology annotation, molecular function: DNA binding.
UCUCUCCAGUCCCAACUUUCUAACGCCCCCACCACCACACAAUUUCAUUUCAUUUUUCCUUUUCACUUCACUUUCCCCCAAUUUUCUUUCUCAACAAUGGCCGCAGCAACACAACUCCACUUACCCCCUGGAUUCCGAUUCCACCCCACCGAUGAAGAACUCGUCGUUCACUAUCUCUGCCGCAAAUGCGCUUCGCAAGAAAUCGCAGUUCCAAUAAUCGCCGAAAUCGAUCUCUACAAGUACGACCCAUGGGACCUUCCAGGAAUGGCUUUGUACGGAGAGAAAGAGUGGUAUUUUUUCACGCCGAGGGACCGCAAGUACCCGAACGGUUCGCGGCCGAACCGGUCCGCGGGGACCGGAUACUGGAAGGCAACCGGAGCGGAUAAACCGGUUGGCAAACCGAAACCUGUUGGGAUCAAGAAAGCAUUGGUUUUUUACGCCGGAAAAGCGCCCAAGGGAGUGAAAACUAACUGGAUCAUGCACGAGUAUCGUCUCGCCGACGUGGAUCGUUCGGUUCGCAAAAAGAACAGCUUAAGGCUGGAUGACUGGGUGCUGUGUCGAAUUUACAACAAGAAAGGUGCAAUUGAGAAGCAGCAACCAGCACCGCCACCACCGAGUGGUGUCCACAAAAUUGAAUGUUACGAAAUGGAAGACGUGAAGCCGGAGUAUACGGCGGCGGAUUGCCUGUACUUCGAGGCUUCCGACUCGGUGCCGCGGCUGCACACGACGGAGUCGAGCUGUUCGGAGCAGGUGGUGUCGGCGGAGUUUGCGAGCGAGGUGCAGAGCGAGCGGAAGAGGCAGGGCAACAGCGAGUUUUCGUAUAAUUACAUGGAUGCCACUCUCGGGAAUAAUCAGAUGUCGCCGCUCCAGGAUAUCUUCAUGUACCUCUCCAGGCCCUUCUGAAAUCAACACGCACGAGACGGCACGACGUCGUUCUUUGCUUUGUGUGUGCAUGAUGCAUUUUUGACGUGCCUGCUGCAUUGCAUGGAAGCACGAGACUGAGUGAAUGUCCGUGAGUGUGUCCGUGCUGGUGCGCGUAGAUGAUUAUUAUUAUAAAAAAACAAAAAAACAAAAAAGAGAAGCAUUCAUAUAUGAACAUGAUGAAUCCAACUGUUUACAUGAUCUAGUCGCAAUUAAUAGUUUGAUAUUAAAUAAAUUGUGUGGAAACAAAAUAUUUAUCUUAUUUGUCUUUAAGGUUUUGAUGAA